UAGAAUGAUAAACCCCUCUCAACGGGCGAAAAAAUAACACAAUUUGAGGGACCCAUAAUUUACCCUACAGACUGCUCGUCACGAUCGACCAAAAACAACAUUGCAGGGCCGCACCUCCCUGUCAGUUUGACUAGACAGCCGAGACUUCGACAUAGUAGUGCAACUGGCGCCUGACCACAACCAACUCUCGCAAAGUAUUGACAAUGGCCCGGUAAACGGUUAGUCCUGAAGGCAGCCAAUUAUCCUGCGUUCAUUAAAUCUCUCAAGGAUUGGCAUCGCCGUCUCGCUGUGACAAGCAAAGCGGAGCUUUCCUAGACUGAGACAGACAGCAUUUGAGGAGUUGGAGAGGGAGCAGUUGCCGACCCCGAACCAUGGCAGUGUCCCUUAUUCAGGCAUGCCGCAGUCUGGCUCUUUCGACGUGGCUGCUGUCCUUCUGUUUCGUCCAUUUGUUGUGCCUGGACUUCACGGUGGCGGAAAAAGAAGAAUGGUACACAGCAUUCGUAAACAUCACUUACCUGGACCCAGUGACUUCAGAAAUCAAAACGGAGAAGACCGAAUGUGGCCGUUACGGGGAGCAUUCCCCAAAGAAAGAAGCUCGUGGGUUUGUGUUGAUGCCGUCUCACGAGAGACGAGCGUGUGACCCGAACGUUAAAUUCCCGGUACCUGUCCACGGCGGUGCAUGGGUAGCCUUGAUUUCUGCAGGCAAUUGCACGUACCGGGAGAAAAUUCACAACGCCGCGAACCGCAACGCGUCUGCAGUGAUCAUUUAUAACCUGGGCUCCAGUAACGCCAACGACACCAUAACGAUGCCCCAUGCAGGUACGGGAGACGUGGUAGCCAUCAUGAUCCCGGAACCUAAAGGUCGCAAGGUCGCCGCCCUGCUGGAGCGUAACGUCACGGUAACCAUGCACAUCACCAUAGGAACACGUAACCUGCAGAAGUAUGUGAGCAGGACGUCGGUGGUGUUCGUGUCCAUCUCGUUCAUCGUGCUGAUGAUCAUCUCCCUCGCCUGGCUCGUCUUCUACUACAUCCAGAGGUUCAGAUACGCCAACGCCCGCGACCGCAACCAGAGGCGUCUGGGAGAUGCUGCUAAGAAGGCCAUCAGCAAGCUGCAGGUUCGGACUGUGAGGAAGGGAGAUCAGGAGAUGGAGGGGGACUUUGAUAACUGUGCGGUUUGCAUCGAGGGCUACAGAGCUAAUGACCUGGUCCGGGUCCUGCCCUGCAGGCAUGUGUUCCACAAGCACUGUGUGGACCCCUGGCUGCUGGAGCACCGUACGUGUCCCAUGUGUAAGAUGAACAUCCUGAAGGCCCUGGGGAUCCCGUCUAACGCAGACUGCCUGGACGAGAUUCCCCCGGACUACGAGACUUCCCUGGGCCCGCCCACCAACGCUGCUACAGGCGCCAGCGAUGUGACGGUGAACAACAGCUCCGUGGUGCUGGACCCAGCGGGGAGGGAGGGGGAGGCCGAGGGGGAGGCCGAGGGGGAGGCGGGGGAGGCCCUGGAAGCACAACACAUCUCUCGGGGUGAUUCAGACAGAUCCCUCAUAGUGGCCGAGGUGGGCAGGGCCGAGGUGGGCGUGUCCACCGCAGAGCUGUCCAUCCAGCUGCAGGAUCACCUGGUCAAGUCAUGAGCUAAUCACAGCCGAGCAGGAGGCACGGGUCACCGCGGAAACGAGGUUCCGGAGGAGCAGCUUUGGGGCGUGGAGCAGCUGACCCUCCCAGCGCAACACUCCCUUUCUAUCCCCACUGCAACACCCACCAACACAGAGGUUCCUCCAAGCUGCCAGGGUGGGCCGCCCGCACGCGACCUGCAACACCCCCCCCUCCUACUCCCCCUCCCCCCCACCCCCCUUAGUGGGGUUGCCAGGGAAACCAAGCAGCCCAACCACAGCUCCAGUAUUCGCUCCCAUGGGCGAGGCUUGUAGUUGUCGCUGUGGCGACCUCACGUGUUAAGCGCCAUGGAAACGUGACUGUUCCAGAUUUGUCUGUACAAGAGCACUGCCAACGUUCUCGAGAACACUAACACCGAGGGCCAAUCCACCUGGCUUCACUAACCCCAGAGGAAGACCCAUGUAGAGAUGAUAAAGUGAUUGAUCCAGUUGUGUUCUGUAGGAGUUUACAUCCGGUAUGUGUGUUCCCACCAGCAUUCUUAUCAAUUCCAAAUGACGAACUCCCAAAUAAUUGUCACGCUUGUGUUUCAUGU
Osmerus eperlanus (European smelt) is the source of this 2203-nucleotide messenger RNA. RefSeq names its product RING finger protein 150-like. Bases 372 to 1631 code for a protein of 419 amino acids. The record is from RefSeq and is a predicted model, not a curated record. NCBI's taxonomy places the organism in Eukaryota, Metazoa, Chordata, Actinopteri, Osmeriformes, Osmeridae. The transcript has 7 exons.